ACCAGUGUCGCCUGUGUACGUAGUUGGAAAGUACCCAAAGUUAUCGAAAACUUAUCUAGAAGUGAAAAAAUUGGUUGUAAACCAACCUUGUUUCUUACAGACUGGCUUUUGUUCUUCUCUUCAUGCGCCAUAUAAGUAAAGAAGUAGAAGAACCUUGUUUCUUGCUGUAGACAACUUUAAGUAAGUUCAAUACUCUUUUUGACAUAGUGGCGGACUUUCUUUCAAAGUUUCAAAAGCAGUAAAAAAUCCAAAUCAACAAACUUGUAAAUUAUGAAUUUGAACUUAAGUCAACUGAUUGAUUAAUUUGAGAAUCGCUCAAUAUUGUGAGUUAAUCACUCGAUUUAAUUUACAUCAAAGGUUUGAGAUUCAUACACUUUUGUUUUCUAUUCAGGAGAUUUUGACUUAAUUAGCAUAUAAAGUUGAAAACAAAAAUGAUACAGGCAAAUGAAAGUGAUAUUUUAAGGAUAGGCAAGGUUUUGAAUGAUCCUACUAGACCGCUGAAGGAAAGAUUCCGUGCUCUAUUUACUCUAAAAAACAUUGGCGGUCUUAUUGCAAUAGAUCAAAUUCGUGCUUGCUUCGAAGAUUCGUCAGCAUUGUUGAAGCAUGAACUUGCAUAUUGCUUAGGUCAGAUGCAAGAUCCUGCUGCUAUUGAUAUUUUAACCAGCGUCCUUGAAGAUUUGUCACAGGAACCAAUGGUACGUCAUGAAGCAGGAGAAGCACUGGGUGCUAUUGGUGAAUUAAGUGUAAUUCCAUUGUUAGAAAAAUACUGUAAAGAUCCAAUACCUGAAGUAGCAGAGACUUGUGAGUUAGCGAUGAGUCGAUUGAGAUGGCUGCAGUCUACAAAAAAUACAAAGAAUUUGCAAAACAAUUUAUUUCUAACUAUUGAUCCCGCACCACCAACAGAAAUAACAGAUGUAAAUAUUUUAAGGGAAAUUUUAUUGAAUGAAAAGAAGUCAUUGUUUGAUAGAUAUAGAGCAAUGUUUUCUCUAAGAAAUUUAGGCACUGCAGAUAGCAUUCUUGCUCUUGUCGAAGGCUUAAGAGCUGGCAGUGCUUUGUUCAGACACGAAAUAGCAUUUGUGCUAGGACAACUUCAAGAAAAGAUAUCUGUGCCAGGAUUACAAGCAUCAUUGGAAAAUACAGAAGAAAAUGAGAUGGUCAGGCACGAGUGUGCAGAGGCAUUAGGCUCCAUCGCCACUCCCGAAUGCUACGAGAUAUUGCACAAGUAUCUCAAUGACAGUAAAAGAGUCGUCCGCGAAAGUUGCAUCAUUGCUCUGGACAUGUGUGAUUACGAAAACAGUUCGGAGUUCCAAUACGCUGACACAUUGGCCAAGAUCGCUGCAUAGAAUUAUAUCUUUGUAUGACACGUAUAUAUUGUAAUAUUAUAUAUUUAUUGUUUUCUUAACAAAAGAAUGGCAUAAUAAAAAUUAUUACUGAUA
Messenger RNA from Pseudomyrmex gracilis, 1436 nucleotides. RefSeq names its product deoxyhypusine hydroxylase (gene nero). Bases 432 to 1343 code for a protein of 303 amino acids. Lineage: Eukaryota; Metazoa; Arthropoda; Insecta; Hymenoptera; Formicidae. The transcript has 3 exons. Gene Ontology annotation, molecular function: deoxyhypusine monooxygenase activity. The record is from RefSeq and is a predicted model, not a curated record. Gene Ontology annotation, biological process: peptidyl-hypusine biosynthetic process.